AUGUCUCAAGCUAGAGACAAUUCUUCCACCUCUGACGGCCCGGAUGCGAUGGCAGCGCAAUUGUUAGCGCAACUUCAGAUCGCUUCCUCUCGCACGACUCCUGCCAUCGCACCAACGGGCUCCAAAAAUGCCCUUCAGCCAGAGCAUCAGAUCACUGGCAACUCAGAAGAAUCAACAGUGUCUUUUGAGAUCAUCGUCCCAGUGGUUAACAACCCUGAGGACUAUGAGUAUUUGCCCGGUCACUUUGAGGUUCAUCACAUUCUUGCUGUCGAUCUGCAUGAGCCAAAGCUCAUUAUGACCAUCAAGAAACUAAAAAGCCUUAAUAACGGACGGGAGGCUUUGCGUGAAUUCAAUCGUGAAUCACAGAGCCCUGAUCCCCUGGCAAUGGAUUAUGAACCCAUUUCACAUCUCAUUUACUCAGGCGGAGAUGGUCCUGGAGACUAUGAUUCGGAUAUGGAUUGGGGAAUUGCACGAAGGCGCCAACAACGUGGGCCCAAAAUCUCAUACAGUCAUUUCUUCCACAGUGGCCAUGACGAUGAGGAUGAAAACUAUCAAAGCCGCCAUGAAGAUUACAGCGUGGAUAUCGAAGACUCAGAGGAGCCCAGCGACGAGGAUGAAUAUGGUCCUCCGACUAAACGCCGCCAUCUGAGAAGAGGUGUACAAAAAGGCCGAAAGCAACGCACUGACGAAUGGUCUGAACAGUCCCCCCCCUCUGAUUCUGGCAAACGAGCAUCACACCGCUUGCGAAAAACCCGUCAACGCAACCUCAAAGAGCGCCUUGAAGACGACGAAUUUUCCCAACCUGUGGCUGAGCAACCUAAAAAACAAAAGUUCUCAGGCGCGCGGGAGCAUUUCCGUGAACUACCUCACGACAAUGAGUUCAGACAGUGCCACUCCCAAUCCUGUACCCAAUGCGGCUACAAAGAUCAUGACCGCGAAAAAGGGUCUUUGGUUUUCUGCCAAGGUUGUACUGUGUCAUACCACCAAGGCUGUCUUGGCGAUCGAAGCAACCGAAAGCACUUGGUCACUAAGGUUGACAAAGGGGAUUUCAUUCUUCAAUGCAGUCGGUGUUUGGGGAUCAAGCACCAAGAGCAUGAUAUGAAGCCUCAUUUGGGCCACUGUGCUGUGUGCAGAGAUGAGGGACCCAUGUCGCAACCUUUGCGGGAGACUCUUUCUUCCCAGACUGAGCAGCAGUUACGGGAAGCCAAUAAUGGAGUAGAUCCAAUUGCCCACGUGGAUCUGUCCCGUGUCAACAAUGUUGACAACGUCCUCAUCAGAUGCCUUGGUGGCAGUCAUAGUUGCAAGCGGGCUUUCCAUAUUCAGCAUUUGCCUAACACAACUGAGAGGGAUCGUGCCGACAUUGAUCCUGAUCACUGGCAAUGCAACGACUGCUCUGAAUCACCCCCUGGAAUCAACCCAAUUCAUGCCAUCGUUGCUUGGAGGCCGAAAAAUGCCGAUGUCAAAGUCGUCCCGCAGUUAGUUGAAAUGACCCCGGAGAUCGACAAAGAAUAUCUUGUCAAGUGGAACAAGAUGUCCUACUUCCGUGUCACCUGGUUGACAGGAGACUGGGUCUGGUCCAUGGCUCCCGCCCGCCAGAUGAAGGCGUUCCUCAAGUCAGAUAGAUCCACCGAUCCCAUAAUGACAACAGCCGAGGCUAUCCCCGAAGAAAAUCUGCGAGUGGACAUUAUCUUUGACGUGGAAUAUCACAGCGAGCCCAGAUCCCAGGAGGAUCGAGCAAACGCCGAGAUGGUUAAGCGGGCUUAUGUCAAGUACAAAGGGUUGCCCUACGAAGACUCGGUCUGGGAAGAACCCCCAAGUCAGACCGACACAGCUCGCUGGGAGGAUUUCCGAACUGCUCUUCUUGACAGGGUGCUCCGAGAAGAUACUCACCCCCUGAGACCGAAAGAUCUUCAAAGCCGUCUCAGAAAUGCCCGCAAACAGGAGUUUGAUAAGAGCCUUAUUUUGACUGCUCAGCCUGCAUUGGUCACCGGUGGUGAGCUCAUGGAGUAUCAGAUGGAUGGCGUAAACUGGCUCCUUUACAUGUUCUUCAAGCAAAAGAACGCUAUUCUUGCUGACGAUAUGGGUCUCGGAAAGACAAUCCAGGUCAUCACCUUUUUUUCGGCAUUGAUUGAAAAGCUAAAUUGUUUCCCAUUCUUGGUUGUCGUUCCGAAUGCGACUGUGCCAAAUUGGCGUCGAGAAAUUAAGAGCUGGUCGCCGGAUGUUCGGGUUGUCACUUAUUAUGGCAGUAUUUUUGCUCGCGAGAUGACUAGGGAACACGAGUUGUUUCACAAGAAUGGCACUCUAUGCUGUCAUGUGGUCAUUGCUUCAUACGAGAGUAUGGUUGAUGAUGGGGCUAAGCGAGUCCUGUCCAGUGUCAAUUGGGCCGGCUUAGUUGUUGAUGAAGGUCAGCGCCUCAAGAAUGACAAGAGCCAGCUCUAUGAGCGUCUCCUUCGCAUGAAAUUCGGGUUCAAGCUGCUGCUCACUGGCACACCCCUUCAAAACAACAUCAGAGAACUCUUUAAUCUGGUUCAGUUCAUUGACCCAACUCAUGAUGCCGAGAAAUUGGAGGCUCAAUACGGAGGAGUCCUCGACAAGGAAGCCAUUCGUGAGCUCCACGACAUGAUUCGGCCAUGUCUCCUGCGUCGUACCAAGGCAGAAGUUCUGCCGUUCCUCCCCCCAAUGGUACAAAUCAUCAUUCCGAUUUCGAUGUCCGUUUUGCAGAAGAAGCUGUACAAAUUAAUCCUUCAAAAGAACCCGCAGCUCAUCAAGGCUAUUUGCAAGAAGCACACCGGGCAGUUGAAGAAAGCAGAGCGCCACAAUCUGAACAACAUCCUCAUGCAACUGCGAAAAUGUCUUUGUCACCCGUUCAUUUACAACCGGGACAUUGAAGAGCAAACCCUGGAUCCCCAACUUUCUCAUCGGCGCUUGGUCGAAGCAUCCGGGAAACUUCAGUUGUUGAACUUGAUGCUGCCUCGACUUCGAGAGCGUGGGCAUCGCGUUCUCAUCUUCAGUCAAUUCUUAGAAAAUCUGAACAUUAUUGAAGACUUCCUCACUGGAAUAGGGCUCCAGUACCGUCGCCUAGAUGGAAAUCUGUCCUCAAGAGAGAAACAGCAACAGAUAGACCAGUUCAACGCGCCAGACUCCCCGUUCUUUGCUUUCUUGCUUUCGACACGGUCUGGUGGUGUUGGUAUCAACCUCGCUACUGCCGAUACAGUCAUCAUCAUGGAUCCGGAUUUCAAUCCAAAGCAAGAUAUGCAAGCUUUGUCGCGUGCCCAUCGAAUCGGGCAAAAGAACACAGUCCUUGUGUUUCACCUGGUAGUGCGUGCGUCAGUGGAAGAAAAGAUAAUGCAGAAAGGUAAAACCAAGAUGGCGCUUGAUCACGUACUUAUCGAUCGCAUCGAGGCCGAUGAAGAUAAGGAAGACCUCGAGUCCAUCCUCAAGCACGGUGCUCAGGCUCUUUUCAAUGAUGAUAACUCAGCAGAUAUCACAUACGAUACCCCCUCCAUUGACAAGCUGUUGGACCGUAGCCAGGCCGAGCAGGCCAAGCAAGUGGCCAACGAGGGAAGUUCGAACCAGAAUGAGCAGGCGCAAUUUAACUUUGCCCGGGUGUGGCAAAAGGAUCAAGGUAGCCUUGAAGAAGUGACUGAGACCGAGGACACCCCUGUGGAUGUUACGGCGUGGGAGAAGAUUUUGCAGGAGCGUGAGCGUGAGGCGCUGGAGGAGGCUAACCGUCAAACUGAAGGUCUUGGGCGUGGUAAAAGAAAGCGCGGUGCGCCCCGCUACGAUAACAUCAUCGACGGUGUUGACGACGAUGAGAACCCUAGUCCCACUCGACAGCCGCCUGCCAAGAUGCGAAAGGCAGCCGCUGAUAACGACUAUGAGUUCAAACGGCCAGAAGAAGGAGAUGAGACCGAGACCGAGUCGGAACGUGGACUUGAGCCACCACAUAAUGGGGAUGAUGGAAUUAUGUCAAUGGGCACAGCGUUUGACGGUGACAAGACAGAGUCGUACACUGGAGCUACGCAAAUGGGUAUUGCAAAGGACUUUGCGGUUAGCCCUAGCGUGUAUGCUGAACAUCAAGCCCGCAUGUUCCGCCGUGUUGAAUCCCCACCCCCGGUGGCAUCAAUGGGCGCCAACGGUACCCAACAAGCUUCCCCACCUUGUGUGGCAUGUCAAAAACACCACAUCACCGGGCGUUGCCCACUCCGUCACGCCGGCGUCGAGUUCUGUGGCCUAUGCGGGUUGGCACAUUGGGGAGGUCGCCGGGCCUGCCCCCACAUGCAGUCAAGCGUGCAGAUCACCCGCAUGCUGGAGGCUCUGGAGAAGAGCACGGAAGCCCCGCCCCUAAUUUCGCUGGCAAAGAGAUACCUUCAGGGUAUUCUCAAAUCGGUUGCGCGGACUGCUCGUGAUGAACGGAAGAAAGCGAUGCUUUCCGCUCAGGCGGAGCCUCAGGCUCAGCUCACCUCGGCCUCAACUGGCGGGGUGAGCCGAGCUAAUGUCACUGAUUUGACAGAGGGAAGUGCCGAAUCGUAA
Messenger RNA from Penicillium digitatum Pd1, 4533 nucleotides. The record is from RefSeq and is a predicted model, not a curated record. Lineage: Eukaryota; Fungi; Ascomycota; Eurotiomycetes; Eurotiales; Aspergillaceae.